UUAUGUAUUUACCCCCUCUACAUUUAUGCCAAGUUUCAUUAAAAUCAGAAUUUUCGAGUUCGCGAGGUUCCCUUGUUAGUCGACAAUUACAUGACCGACAAGUACACCUAACCGACACUAUUAUUUGACCGACAGUUCAUUUGACCGACACCGUUUGGCCGACACACUUGCUCUGAGUGAGUCACAGAUGCGCACAGUAACAAACAGACACAGACCAAACGGACACAAUAACAAAUGCGCACAGACCAAAUGUGCACGAAUCAAAUGCGCACAGACCAAAUGCGCACAGAUCAAACGGACACAGUAAUCAACAGACUUACCACAUGGGUUGCGACUUCUCAGGGCACCCCUACCGACGGGGUGGGUGCGGGAAGGCUGGCGAAGCCCCUUUUGCAACCGCGCGCGCGCGCGCGCGCGCGUGUGUGUGUGUUUGUGCAAAGCAUUCUCUGCACCACAUGGGUUUGCGACUGUGCGCAUUUGGUCCGUGCGUAUGUAUAAAAUUUCAUUAAAAUCAGAGUGGGGCCGGAUACGUAAGUCUUACCGAAUUGUUUUUUAUAAGUAUAACAAUUAUUAAAUAAAGUUUUGUGAUUUGACGGAAAAUAUGGCCUAGUACAUUUGUUAUGUACAAACGCUACUGAGGCGCAACGUCACGAGCGCAAUUGGCGUUCCAACCGAGUCUCGAGUGGGGAAACAGUAGAUGUCACUUCAGAAAUAUUUUUGGCUGAAAAGGGCAACUAACUCCGAGCACUAUUUUAAAUGCUUUGUUUUGUUUACAAACGCAUAUUACCAAUUUGCCGUCAAUGGUUGUACAUUUUUAUAUGGAUUCCUGCUUUCACGUAAGGUGAGGAGUAAUAUUAUUCGAAAUCAGAAUUAACGUUAUUCGUUUUUUUUUUAAUUUUUGAAUUUCAAAAGUGUUUUUUGUUUUGUACUAUUAAUUUUAGUGAUUUUCUUGAAAAUGGCUUCAUCUCAAAAAUAUGUUGUUGGAGCAGCAGAAAUAAUUCUGUCAACCAAAAGCAGGCCAAAAAUUAAUAUUGAUGGUUUCAAAUUUGUUAAGGAUAAAAAUCGUGGUGAUGUAUAUUAUUGGAUUUGUGAACGUAAAAGUAGAAAAAAGGACAAUGGACAAUGUAUUGCAAGAGCAAUAACAAUUUUGAUCAAUGGACAGCACAUUGUUCGUAAAUUUGAUGCUUUGAAACACAAUCAUGCGGGUCAAGCUGACAAACCAGAAAUUGAAAAAACAUGCAAUAAGAUGAAACAACUAGCUAAAAACAGCAAUGAUCAACCAGCUCAAAUCGUCAACAAUGUAGUAGCAUCAACAUCACAGAAUACUAAGCCCUGUUUACCAUCAAAAGAUGCAUUGAGGCACCAAAUCAAAAGAAUCCGGAGAAGUGAUACUCCUACAGAAUCAAAAAUAUUAGAUGAGUUUUCAAUUCUUAAUGAAUUCUUAUUGACAAUUUCGGGUAAGCACUUUUGCAAGGAUAUAAAAGAUGGAAGUGAAAAAAUUUUGGUUUUUACUACGAGUGAAAAUUUGAAACAUUUGCAAGAGGCAAAAUACUGGAUAAUGGAUGGUACAUUUAAGACCGUUCCAACUGUCUUUAGACAAAUGUACACGAUUCAUGCAGAUGUUGGCAGUGAUUCUAAUUCUCGCGUUGUGCCAUUAGUUUAUGCUCUCAUAAGUUCAAAGAGUGAAGAAAUAUACAAAAGAUUGUUUCAAGAAUUAAAUGAUUGGGCUGAUGAAUUUUCAUUUCAUUUACAACCCGUUUUUGUACUUACAGAUUUUGAAAAAGCUGUAAUUAAUGCGGUUAACUCCGAAUUUUUGUCAGCACAAAGUAAAGGUUGCUUUACUUUCACUUGGAUCAAUCAGUUUAUAAACAAAUUCAGAAAAAUAAUUUAACAUCAAAGUAUGGUAACGAUCAAAAUUUUAGUCUUCUCAUUAAGCACAUUCCUGGUUUGGCGUUUUUGAGUCCUCUUGAAAUACCUGCAGCUUUUGAUGAACUAAAGAAGAUUCUGCCUGAAGAGGCAAAACUAAUUAUAAAAUGGUUUGACGACAAUUAUGUUCGCGGAAGAUAUCGAAGAAAUUUAAGAAAUGGACAGAUUCAAAGAUAGCCACCGGCAUAUCCACCAGAAAUGUGAUCUGUAUUUGAAAAUAGACAUUUCGCUUUACUAUGUACUCAAAAUAAAGUGGAAGCAUGGCAUCGAUGGGAAACUCUUGUUGGCCGUGCUCAUAUGGGAAUUUUUGUUAUUAUUAAAGAGAUACAGAAAGAACAAAAUAUUGUUGAAAAUGAAAUUGAACAAGCUUUAAGCGGAGAGCCACCUCAAAAAAGGCGGCGUGAUGAUGAUAAAAGAGAGAUUCGCAUUCAAAAUGUAAUCCGUGAUAGUGCUAAUAAAAUAGUUCUUGAAUUUUUAAGAGGAAUUGCUCAUAACAUUUCAAUUUAAUUUUUCUUUAAUUAGAAUUAAUGUAGAGGUUGUGUAUGUCGUAAUAAAAUAUAAAAAUUUUG
Messenger RNA from Monomorium pharaonis (pharaoh ant), 2495 nucleotides. RefSeq lists its product as uncharacterized. The record is from RefSeq and is a predicted model, not a curated record. NCBI's taxonomy places the organism in Eukaryota, Metazoa, Arthropoda, Insecta, Hymenoptera, Formicidae. The transcript has a single exon. Bases 956 to 1891 code for a protein of 311 amino acids.